Podospora pseudocomata is the source of this 4092-nucleotide messenger RNA. RefSeq lists its product as uncharacterized. The coding region runs from base 1 to 2562 and encodes 853 amino acids. Gene Ontology annotation, cellular component: cytoplasm. Gene Ontology annotation, molecular function: protein binding. Lineage: Eukaryota; Fungi; Ascomycota; Sordariomycetes; Sordariales; Podosporaceae. The record is from RefSeq and is a predicted model, not a curated record. The transcript has 2 exons.
AUGGACUCGGAAGACGGGGAGUUUUUUGUCAAGCAACUCGCAACGUUUGUGCGAACACACGAGAAGGCGCUCGCGAAUGCGCUUCAGUUUCGGCGGCAGACACCUCGCCAUGGAUCCUCACAAAGUGUCUCGUCGGUUUCCCCUGUGAACGCACCGACGUCCCCAUCAACAACGGAACGGCCUGCUACGUCAGCCUCAACCUCGAGCACACUGGCAGCCGCCUUUUCUCUGGGCUCGCUGAACCUCACCUCGCACAGCGUAAAGUCAGCAAAGCUCGCCCUCACCCCACAUCACCUCUUUUAUUUGCUCUCCCGAUUCGAAGAGCUUAGCAUACCUGUCGGGCCCAUGAAAAUUCGCUUGGAGAAUCUGCAUGAUACAACGGCUUCAGGAAACUAUGUCUCCUUCCUCGGGCAAUCUCAGCGUUCCAAGAGUCGCGGCUCCGAUGUCGGCUCCAUUCACUCGGUUUCCAGUCUUCGGAGCGUUAUGUCAGGCAUGUCCGCUCUUUGGGCCAGCUUCGGAAUCGGAUCGGGUAUUUCCGCCGCUCGAACAGAAAGGCAAAAGGCGGCGAUCCAAAAUGACUUGAAAUACCUCUACUCCGCCUUUACCAAGAUUCCCUGCCUGAGACUUGCUCCAGAUUGGCGCGCUCGUCUCAUCAGGGGCUACGAGGAGUUUCCCUUUGACUCAGCAGUGCCUCUGUACGUCUUCAAAAACGUCCAGGCACUGGAGGUGAGCGAUAUCGAUUUUAGGCAAUUCUUUGGUUGGGAUAAGCUCUCAGAACAGCUUCGUUCGCUCACGCUCAAGCGUGCCAGCAUUGAGGACCCAGCAGAUAUCCUGAUCGAUAUUGUCUUGGACGACAUGGACAAGCGCAGGCGCCGCACAUCCAAGAGCCAAGCAUCACCCACCACACAGUCAACCUGGCCAGGAGCUGUGAACAGCCCUCGGAGAAGUCCGACGGUGUCGCACAUGGACUUGCCAAAGUCCACCUCUGCCCCUGGUUCCCCUGAUGCCCGGAAAUCGGCAAACGAUCUUCCUGUCGGCUCUCUAAGCAGUGAACUUGGGACAGACCAAGAGGGCCGGACUCCCACCGACAGCAGGAGGCCUUCGAUCGUCAGGAUUGACAGUGAUGAGCUCAAGUCACCAGCAAGGGAUACUCGGCCACGGAGUCACUCUCCCCGACGCCCUCAUAGUUCCAGAAACGGCUCUUCCAACGUGCGCGGAUCUUCUUACAAGAUCCGGCGAUCUGGUUCUGGAAGCUCUCAGUCAAGUCUCUCGGACUCGUGGCACAACGGCCGUGGAAGCGCUUCCAACCUCCUUUCCAUGGGCAUCCUCCCAGCCUCCAAGUGGCGCUUCCUCAAGCACUUGAGCCUGACGGAUAAUUCUUUGACCAACAUUCCCGCCGCCAGUUUGGCACCACUGGCCAACAGCCUGCACUCCCUCGACCUGUCGUCUAACCUCUUUACCCAGAUCCCCGACAGUGUCGCCACGCUAACCUCGCUGCGCGCCCUGAACCUUGCCCACUGCAUGAUCGACUCGCUGCAUUCACUCACCCGCAACCCUCUCCCAGCCAUCACUGCCCUCAACCUCCGAGCCAACCGCUUGCAGUCUCUUGCCGGAAUCGAAAAGCUCUUUCCCCUGGAAAGGUUAGACUUGCGGGACAACCGUCUGACGGACCCAUCAGAACUGGCUCGCUUGACGGGAAUUCCCGAGAUCCGUGAGAUCUAUGUGGAUGGCAACCCCUUUACACGCACUCAUCGCGACUACCGCAUCACCAUCUUCAACCUCUUCCGUCAAACACCCGGAUAUACUGAGGACAUCACCAUCGAUGGAAGCGGGCCUAGUUACUCGGAGAAGCGGUAUCUGGUAGAGAGGGCAGCGUUGCCUCCUGCUGUUCCCGUGGUCAAGCCGCCACCCGAGGAGAUUCCUGCCGUGGAUGUGAGCAAGCCGGCUAUCAUUUAUGAUGCCCCCAUCAAGGAACCCGCUGUCCUUCGUAAAGAGCGUCCUCAGCCCAAGACUGUUUCGAGCGAGGUCAACACCAGCUCUACCCGGCGCCGGAGAGCACCCAAGCGGCGGAUUGUCGAUCUGGCAACCAAUGAUACCCCUAUACCCCAUGCCCAGCCAAUCGACAAUCAGACCCGCGUGCCAAGUAUCAAGACCACGGCAGUGCUCGAGCCAGAGUCCAAUUACCGGACCUCACAACCACCAGACACACAACGGCCAACGGCGAACGUCCUUGGGGAAACCGUUGCAGUUCCCCAAGGCCUUGCGCCAGAGGUCCCCAGAAUCGACACCAGCGUCAUUCCGCAACUUCCACCUGUCUAUGAUACGGGCGAGAACAACACGGAGUGGGACGUUGGUGGGGAGAUCUAUCGAAGAAAAAUCGAGGCCCUCCGCGACAAGGUCGGGAGUGGUUAUCUCAGCGUGCUCAGUGAGGAAGGCGGCUACCCCACCAGCCUUCCACCAGACUAUCACGAGCCGGCAGACUUUGGCGCUGCCUCACCCCACUCAAUCACACCUCGAGCUGCCAGCGUGCAAGCGAUCCACAGCGGUCGCACGCUAGGCUGAAGAAGAAGAUUAUUGCCGAAAAUUCUUAUCAUUUUCAUCAUUCUGUGAUACCCCGCCAGUUUAUAAUGGCACAAACAGAGAGGAGGGAAUUGGAGAUGGAAUGGGCAUUAUAUGGGAGGGAAGGAAAGGGGGGGAAAUGAACAUGUGUUCAUGUCUUGAUGAUGGAUCAUGUUGCUAUGUGCUGUUGGAUUUUGCUCUUUUUUUUUUUUAGAGACGAACGAUGACUGGAGUGAUUGAACGACGAUGAGCAAGCAACAGCAACGACAGUGGACUGGGAAAAGCUUACUUGACCAUCUUUCACCCCCACCUUUUCUCUUCCUGCCACCUCUUGAAAAAGAGGCUGGCUUGGUUUUUUAUAUUCGUUGUUCAUACAAAGCUUUUUGUGUUUAACAUUUGUCAGGAGCAUAGCGUUGGGAGUUUGCAGGUUUGGCUUUGUUUUUCUUCUCAUCAAUGCGGGGGCGGGCAUCAUUCAGCAUCUUCUCAUCAUCAUUCAUCAUUGGAGGAAAGACGGAGAGAGAAUGCAUUGUGGGACAGGAGGUGUCAGUAGAGGGGGAAGAGGAGUGGGUGGUUAUAUACACAUGUGUUCCAACGGGUCAAGAAAGUUUUCUUCAUUUCUUCUCAUGUUUUGCUUUUUUCUGUUGAUGAUGUUCAAUCUUGUUGUUGGUGAUGACUUGUUCGUUGCCAGGCGGGAUCUGAAUGUCUUUAAUAUACCCCUCUUUCUUUCUUGGCCCUUUGGAACAUAUGUUAUAUACACAUCUUUCUUCUUUUCUUUUUCAGAGGGAUAGAUGUUGGUUUGGUGGCGUUGUUUGUGUUGUGGGUUUCUUGUACAAAAGGUUGGGGUUAUAAUUGGGAGAUGAAAGAGAGAGAGAAGAGAGAGAGAGAGAGAGAGUACAGAAGGAUGACAUGAAAUAUGAAUAUCGCUGGGAUGAAAAGGGAGGUUCGAGGGGUGGACUGGGACAGAGUGGUUGUUUCUGUUUAUGUUCACCCUUCAGCUCCUUCUUUUCUGGCUGGUGUUUUUCUGAUGAUAUUCUGGACCCUUUAUGCGUUUGGUCUUCGUGGUUGUCGUUGCGUGCGAUUUCUUGUCUCGUUGCUGCACUUGCUAGAGUGGCAUUUUUCGCAGGAGUGGAGGUGGUAAAAGUUGCAUUCUGAGUUAUUGAGUUGUUUGAUCAAAGCAUAUUUAUGAAGUGGUCAGGGAAAAGAUGGUGUUUUUGUGUUGGUUUUCUUGAUUUUGAGGUCUAGAAGGAGGUUUUCAAGAUGAGGAGAGAGAGUCAGUCCAGUUAUCGGCAGCUAAGAGAGUGAGUGUUCUGGGAAGCAAGGAGAGCAGCCCUGGUGGUUGGGCUCUAGUUUUGCAACAAAGAAGGCAGAAAGAAUAGGGGGUGGUAGAUUUGAAUUUGAAUUGAGAACUUUUCGAAUUAGUACUGAUUUACUUGCAUACUGUCGGUUGAUUGUGUACUUCGAUUUCGGAUUUCUCAGCAUCGAUAUGUCUUGUCAUAUUACAGCGCUGAUCAAAUGGUCAUAGCCUCGUUCAAC